Dendronephthya gigantea is the source of this 1552-nucleotide messenger RNA. Its product is annotated as 5-hydroxytryptamine receptor 4-like. The transcript has 3 exons. Gene Ontology annotation, biological process: G protein-coupled receptor signaling pathway. The coding region runs from base 228 to 1250 and encodes 340 amino acids. Lineage: Eukaryota; Metazoa; Cnidaria; Anthozoa; Malacalcyonacea; Nephtheidae. Gene Ontology annotation, cellular component: membrane. The record is from RefSeq and is a predicted model, not a curated record. Gene Ontology annotation, molecular function: G protein-coupled receptor activity.
UUGUUUUGUUAACAUUAUAUUUGGGGAUAAUAGACCGAAUGGGUUCUUGCGAUAACAUCGUGAUUAUACAUUUUUUUUUAUCUCAUAGUCACUUCAGGAAAUACGGAUGAAGUAUAAAUAAGCUGAUAUUGGAAUUUUCUGUAUACGUGUCGAUGGGAGGAGUAAAUUGGUUAAUUUGAAGUAUAACAAAUAUAACAUAGAACAGAUAUAAUACAACGUUUGAAAAGAUGACAGAUUCCGCCUUUGUUAUUCUCGUUGAAGUUCUGUUGUCAAUUAUACUGGUCGUCAUCGUGCUUGGUAAUCUUUUUGUCAUUGAAGCUGUAUGUCGACAUGUUCGUCUUAGAACCAUACCGAACAUUUGUAUAGUUUCGCUGGCUGUUGCCGAUCUGUUCGUUGGCUUACUCAAUAUCCCUAUGUAUAUGUACGCCAUAUACAAUGAAAACCAUUCGCGUGAUUAUAAUUUGGCGCUCGAUUCGUUAGACAUGUAUUUUGGAGCUUCGUCGAUAUUGCAUCUUGCUUUGAUUAGUAUGGAGCGUUGUUACGCAAUCACGUGUCCGCUAAGACGAAGAUUUCUACAAAAAGGAACGGUCAUAAAGAUUCUCAUUUUUCUAUGGUUGGCAGCAAUAACCCCAGUUGUUAUUUACGUUUUAAAAGUUCCAAGUUGGCCAGCCCUAGUAUUGAUUGUCUGUUUUCUUGUUCCACUGAUUAUUAUCGUGACGUCGUACACAAUAUUGAUGAUAUCCGCAAAAAUAUCACGGAAAAAAAUGGAGAAACAUCGAGUGCAACAAACUAGCAAUGAUAUAAAAUUGGCCAAAACUCUUUGCAUCGUCGUCGUGGUUUUCAUAACAACUUGGACACCAUUCUUCAUAGUGCUCGCCAAUUUCGUCUAUCCUGAACAUCUUUCAUUAAACUUGACUGUCGGACAACAAACAUAUUUGUCAUAUUUCGUCAAGUUCUUUCAAUAUGCAUCAUCGGCUUGCAAUCCUUUUAUAUAUGCAUUUCGUCAACGAGAAUUUACUAACGCCCUGCACCACCUUCGCGCAAGCUUAAAGAAGCAUAAUUGUGAAAGGUCCAGUGACAGUGUUGUUUGUGGAGACAGUCGUGCAACGAGAAAAACGACGACCAAAACCUCAUAUAAUCGAUUUUUAAAGCCAAAAUCAUUUGAGAGGAACGAACAGCUUUCUUUAACCUGUUUAAAUGAUCAGACAUGUCAUGGGAAUAAUAAAAAACAUAGCUCAACAAGAAAAUGACGUGAUAAGUAAAUAACACAUCAUUUUUUAAAAUUUUAAACCCAAUGCUCAAUAGAUGUUAUUAAUGAAAUUACAUUCAACAAAGCCACAUGGCUUACAGAAUAAAAUAUGUUAAUAUCUUAGCAAGCAAAUUUGUUAUAAUCUUAGCACACAUCAAAUGUGGUAUAUAACUGCCUAAAAUAGACAAAACACUUCUCGACGUUUCAUAGCUCUCGUGCCGAAGGCUCUCAGGUCGAAACGUCGAGAAGUGUUUUGUCUAUUUUAGGCAGUUGUUAUGCCACAUGUGUUGCUAAGUUGUUUGA